AUGAAUCUGAUGCAGCCAUAUUUAUUCAAGGGUCAUGAGCUUUACAUGGAUAAUUAUUACAAUAGCGUGGCCUUAUCUGAUAGACUUUUAAACUGCAUGACACAUACAACAGGUACUUUAAGGAAAGAUAGAAAAGACAAUCCGAAAGAUGUUGUGAGCAAAGUACUUAAAAAAGAUGAACAUGUAUGGAUGAGAAAAGGAAAGGUGUAUGUUUCAGCCUGGAAAGAUAAACGAAUUGUGACUAUGAUCACAACACAACACCACCCUCGACUGGUCGUAACUCGGAAUAGAUUUGGCAAACAAUUGACAAAGCCUAAAGAGAUCGAAGUAUAUAAUAAAUAUAUGUCUGGUAUAGACAUUUCAGACCAGAUGCUGUCUUAUUAUUCGACUCCAAAAAAGACAGUACGGUGGUAUAAGAAAGUCUUUUUCCAUAUUUUUGAUAUGGCCUUAUGGAAUGCCUAUUAUACGUUUCGAAAACAUUGUAACGAUAAAGAAACGAUGCUCGGUUUCAGAGAACAUGUCAUUAGAUAUUUACUAGGUGUUGACAACUUAAAUUGCACUGAUCUCAUUACUUCUAAAAAACCGACAAACCCAAGAACAUCAGGGAACCCGAGAAUGUCCCUACCUACAAGUAAUCAGGACAGGGGCCAAGAAGGGACAACUUUGCAAGCGUUAAACCACUGGCCUGAACCAAUACCAAAAACAGAAAACUGUAAACGUAAUAAGGCUUUUUUAAAGUGCCGCUUAUGCUCUAAAAACAAAAUUAAAAAGGAAACUAGCUACCGGUGCAAGGGAUGCUCCAGUAAACCACCAUUAUGUCCUGGAUGUUUUGAGCAGUGGCAUUGCCAAAUAGAAAAUAUCGACUGA
Melitaea cinxia (Glanville fritillary) is the source of this 867-nucleotide messenger RNA. RefSeq names its product piggyBac transposable element-derived protein 3-like. Lineage: Eukaryota; Metazoa; Arthropoda; Insecta; Lepidoptera; Nymphalidae. Bases 1 to 867 code for a protein of 288 amino acids. The transcript has a single exon. The record is from RefSeq and is a predicted model, not a curated record.